AUGUUUAGCUUGAACUAGUAAUUGCAAAGAUUUUCUGCAAGCAAUAAGGAUAGAACAGAAAUGAGAGAUUAGCAAAUUGAAGAGGCAAAAACCUCCAAAGGCAAAAAGAGAGAUAAUUUAGUUUAAUCUACAUAAUUGCAAACAUAAGAUGACCAUCUUCCCAAGAGUAUUGAAAUAUAGGAUGAUAUGCAGUUAAAUAAGGAUGAAGAUAAGAAAGAUGAUAGACUAGGUGAAUAAAUGACGUAUUCUUAGGAGUAUUACAUUCUGCACAGAGAAGAGCUAAUGCAGAGAAAGAAAGAAAAGGAAGAGGAGGCUAAGUUCGGUGAUUAUUCAGCUAGACUAGUGAAAAGACCUCAAAAGAACUUUCUUUGGGGUUUCGGUACCUAAGUUAAUGAUGAAUCAGAUGAUUACUUUAGACCUGGGUAGUUGCCAACUAUCAGAGAAAUUAUAAGAUUCUUAGAGGCAUAUCAAAUGAAGGAUAUUACUGUAGUUAAUCUCAAAGCAACUGGUAGAGAUACUCAUGAAAACUAUGCAAUAGUCGCAUCAGGAUUCUCAAUCAAGCACAUCUAUAACAAUGCUAAGCUUCUAGUUUAAAAAGUUAAGGAGCUUAAGUGUCCAGAAAUCGUGAAUCAGCUUCAAGUGUCUGGUCGUAGAGAUGAAUCAUGGCUGUUGGUCACAGUAAAAGAAAUUUAGGUUAACUUUUUACUGCAUGAGUACAGGGAAGAAUUAGAUUUGGAAUUCAGAUGGUUAAACAGUCCUCCUCAAGAAAUGGUUAAUAAAUGGAAGCUCUAUGACAAAAUGGGCAGGAGAUCUGGAUAGAUUCAAAACGACAUUCAAUAGACUUCAUCCUCCCACACUUCAGGAGGAGGUCAUUAAAGAAAACCAUCAUUUUUCAAUAGCAAGAAAUCCUCAACUGCCCCAGCGGACAAUAACAAUGCUCAUGAAAAUGUAGUGACCACUACUACAAAUCAAACACAAAAUGUUCCAGUUAUUCAGAAAGAGGUAGUAUAAUCUCAGCCAAAUCAAGGGACUAGAGGGGAAUUAUCUAUGUUCAAAUAGCAAUAGCCCCAAUAGACAAAUAAUGAUUUUAUGAAAGAGACAAGCUUGAAUAAACAAAGAUUAGUGAACUCUUAAUUGCCUCAAUAUAAUGUCCAAGAUGGAGAGUUUAUCAAUUUCCCAGAAAUUACAAACCCCACAAUCUAAAAGCUUAAAUCUAAAGGAAUCACGAGUUUAUUCCCUAUCUAGAUGCAAAGUUUCUAUCCAAUAUAUAACAGAGAAGACUUGAUUGCAAGAGAUCUUACUGGAUCAGGAAAAACACUUGCUUUUGGCAUACCACUUAUCGAAUAUCUUAGGAAAAACAGGUUCUUAGGACAACGAAAAAUUUAGGCGAUAGUAUUAGCUCCCACAAGAGAACUCGCACUACAGGUACAAAAUGUAUUUGCUUAUUUGAAACAUUCUGAGAAUGAGUUCAGGACUUUAACAGUAUACGGAGGAGUCUCUAUUGAUGAUCAAACUAGAGAAUUAAGAUAUGGUGUAGAUAUCUUUGUAGGUACUACUGGUAGAGUAAGAGAUCAUAUUGAAAGAGGAAACAUCGAUUUUUCAGCUAUUAAGUCAAUUAUCCUUGAUGAGGCAGAUAUGAUGUUAGACUUAGGAUUCAAAGAUGAUAUAGAAUGGGUAAGAUAUUAUUCUACCAUUCCGAGAUGGGUGAAAUCUGUCGCCUAGUAAUAUCUAAAGCCAAACUAUCGUCUUGUAGAUUUGGCUUAAAAUUUGAAGAAUAAAACAGCUAAAUUAGUUUAGCAUUUAGCCAUUAACUUGAUAUGCUAUGGAGGUGAAGGAAGGUCUAUUGUUUUUACAUAAACCAAAGCUGAUGCUAAUUCACUUAUACUGUCAGAUAAGAUAAAACAAGAUAUUGAAGUAAUGCAUGGUGAUAUCGCUUAGAAUCAAAGAGAAGUAACGCUGAAAAGAUUUAGAGAAGGCAAAUUUCAUGUUUUAGUUGCUACUGAUGUUGCAUCUAGAGGCUUGGAUAUUCCAAACGUAGACUUAGUUAUUUAGGUUGAACCUCCUAAUGAUGUUGAAACUUACAUUCAUAGAUCUGGUAGAACAGCAAGAGCUGGAAAGAUGGGUAUAUGUAUCACUUUCUAUACUAAAUAAACUUAGCAAAUGAUACAAUAGAUUGAGGAUCAAGCAGGAAUCAAAUUCAAGAUUAUUGGCGUCCCUCAAGCUGAAGAUGUUAUAAAGGCUUCAUCGAAAGUAAUUCUAAAGAAUUUGGAAUUAGUAAAUAGUGAUGUUAUUCCUUUUUUCACAGAAGCUGCUAAGCAAUUUAUUACUUAAUGCUCUGGAGAUCCCGAAAAAGCGCUUUGCAAAGCUUUGGCUUACAUUUCAGGCCAUUAUAAAACUGCUCUUUAAAGUAGAAGUCUUUUAUCAGGCCAAGAGAAAUAAAUCACUCUUGAGCUAAGACCUUUAGAAGGUUCAUGGGUUAAUUCCUUGAAUACUUCAAUUUAAAUCUUUAAGAAAUUUUUCCCAUAAUAAAUGGUUGAUCAUAUUAAAGGAAUGAGAGCCAAAGCAAAUUAAGAGGGUAUUGUUUUCGAUAUCUAUGAAGAUCAAUGCGAGAGAUUUUUGGAAAUUAGUGCACAUUUGAGAGAAACAGAUUCAUCGAUUGACUUUGAAGUGAUAAAGUGCUUAGAAUUACCAGAACUAGAAAGCGAGGAUAGCAUUAAGUGGAGAGGAGGUCCAUCUAAUGACAAUAGAGGAGGCUAUGGAGGCAAGCAUAAUAGACAUUAAAGUUAUAGUUUUACUAAUAACAGCACAUUUAACCCAGCCUCAUUUAAACCAAAUGAUAAUGGAUACGGAGGUGGCCAAGGAUUUUAAAGACCUUAAGGGGGAGGAAGAGGUGGUUAUCACUCUAGACAACCUUCUGGAUCACAUUUCGGUCCUUAAUCACAUGGAAUGAGAACUUAAGGGGGUUCUAGAAGUUAUAUGGGAAGUAGGAAGAGUAGUAAUGUAGCUAAUGAUUGGGAUGAUAAAUCUAACUCCAAGCAAGACAACUUUGACAAAAAUUCCCAAAAUCUCAAUGACUUUGAUGUUAAAAUUCAAACUAAGCCUCCUUAGCAGCAAUCUAUAAAAUAAAACUUUUAGUAGAACAGAUCACAAGUCACAGGAGGCAAUUCUAAUCAGCCUCCAGGAAAUGAAGGCAGAAAGCUUUAUAUCGGAAAUAUUCAUUACUCAGUAAAAGAAGAAGAUAUCAGUGCAUUAUUUGACGACUACAACCUAUAAGUUGUCAAAUUCAGUUUGUUAAAGGACGAAAAGGGCAGACAUAAAGGAGCAGGAUUUGUAGAGUUUGAAACUGCAAAUGAUGCUGAGAUAGCUGUAAAUGAACUUGACUAAACGCCAAUGGGAAAUCAGCCUAUUUCUAUAGAGUACAUGAAAACAGGAAAAAGAUGA
Messenger RNA from Stylonychia lemnae, 3441 nucleotides. The record is from the annotation of a GenBank genome assembly. NCBI's taxonomy places the organism in Eukaryota, Ciliophora, Spirotrichea, Sporadotrichida, Oxytrichidae.